Molecule: messenger RNA, 708 nt
Organism: Drosophila willistoni
Lineage: Eukaryota; Metazoa; Arthropoda; Insecta; Diptera; Drosophilidae
Exons: 2
Coding region: 1-708 (235 amino acids)
Source: RefSeq, a predicted model, not a curated record
AUGUUUACCAAGUCUCCAGAUGAAGAGCGAUCUCUACAGAUUCUGGAAGACACUCCUGCCCGAAGCAAAACGAUCACUCUUAAGCAUGCAAAAGAGCUACAUGGUGAAAUACAAAAACUAAUAGCCAAAGGCUAUGCCAGAAAGUUAGAGGAAGAAGUCGUGGAGAAACCCGAAAACGGAUGGUACUUGCCCAUUUUUACCGUACGAAAUCCACAUAGACCUGACAGGGUCAGAUUGGUGUGGGACGCGGCAGCUCAAUUAUCGGGAGUAGCCCCAAAUGACUUUCUUCUAAAGGGACCCGAUAUUUUCGUGCCCUUGCUGCAGAUUAUGUAUAACUUUAGAAUGAGAGCAAUUGGUGUCAGCGGUGACAUCGCCGAAAUGUUCCAUCGAAUAGCAGUAAGAGAAGAAGACGCUAAAGCACAACGAUUCCUAUGGCAAAAUCGGACAACAGGCGUCGUGGAAACUUUCCAAUUAAAUGUGUUGACAUUUGCGCACUAUGUGCGCGACCUGAACGCUAAGAAACACGCAGAUAAGUUUCCUUCGGCAGCUAAAGCUAAUCAGAGAAGUCACUACGUAGACGACUUCAUCGAUUCAUGCCAUUCGGAAGAAGAAGCCAUUACAUUAGCGAAGGAAGUUAGAGAAGUCCACGAACGCGGAGGCUUCCAUAUGCGCAAGUGGUUAUCAACGGGUACUAGCUGCACUUUGUGA